Molecule: messenger RNA, 21840 nt
Organism: Xenopus tropicalis (tropical clawed frog)
Lineage: Eukaryota; Metazoa; Chordata; Amphibia; Anura; Pipidae
Gene: tnrc6b
Product: trinucleotide repeat containing 6B
Exons: 25
Coding region: 392-5995 (1867 amino acids)
Cellular component (GO): cytosol
Molecular function (GO): nucleic acid binding
Source: RefSeq, a predicted model, not a curated record
AUUGGUAACCACUCUACGCCAGACAAUUCGUAGCUGCUGUCCAAUUGACGCAUUGCGAGGGCGUAAUCGCGGAGAGUCAUGUUGUGGUGUUGCUACCAGAAGGAGGAGCUAGUUGUGGUGCAGUCAGGCUGGAGAGCGCGGUGCUGGCCGAGGUGGGAGUAACCGGGUAACCGGUGAGGGCUUUUGUCUGUUGCUCUGUACAUUGACAGUGCCCAGGAUUCUCCACCUUGCUGGCUGUAAUUACAAUCUGACCUGGUGAAAGGGAUCAUGGUUUGACACUCAACAAGGAAGAACAUUGAAAGAUCCUUUGAUAUCUACAUAUUAUUCACAAGCAGUACCUGCGUGUGAUUUUUGCACAGUUUUGCACACUUUUUCUUUUCCAUGCAGACGAAUGAGGGAGAAACACUUGAAGAAAGCUGUUCCCAGAGAGAAGGAGCAAGAAAGGGAAGAACAGUUAAUGGAAGACAAGAAAAGGAAGAAAGAGGAUAAAAAGAAGAAAGAAGCUGCUCAGAAGGUCACAGAACAAAAAACCAAAGUGCCCGAAGUGACGAAACCAAGUUCAAGCCAAGCGACGGCCGCCAGCCUACCUGGCAGCUCCCCCUCGCCACCAGUCAAUGGUGGCAACAAUGCCAAAAGGGUGGCAGUGCCGAACGGACAACCGCCCAGCACCGCCCGCUAUAUGCCUCGGGAGGUGCCGCCGCGAUUCCGCUGCCAGCAGGACCACAAAGUGUUACUGAAGCGUGGACAGCCUCCUCCAGCGUCCUGUAUGCUGCCGGGGGGAGGAGCAGGGACUCCCCCCUCAACCACUGCUCCAGGGGCCGGCCCAGGCAACGCACAGCCAGGGGCGGGGACACUGCUGCCAGGGGAAAGCGGGGCUUCAACAGACUCAUCAUCGGGGGCAGCUGCUACUUCAAAUUAUGCAAAUUCCACUUGGGGCUCAGGAGGCCCCACCAGCAGCGGCCCCACCACAAACCCUCCCCACGCCUGGGACAAAGUGAUUGUAGACGGGUCGGACAUGGAAGAGUGGCCUUGCAUAGCCGGCGUGGACGCAGAGCCCCCUUCCGACAACGCCACAGACAACAACAGUGCCUCGAACUCAGCCUCGGAGAAGGGACCCCCACAAGGAAGCACCACUAGCCACAAAGGGCGAGGGGGCCAGGGCCAGCAGCAACAGCAGCAGCAGCCUGGUAGUGAAUGUAUCCAGGGCGUCUGGAAAUCUGACCCCAAGGCUAAGCCCGUCCCGUCUUCCAACCCUGCUUCAGAGGGUGUAAAUAGACUGGGAAACUGGAGAAAUGGGGGUGGGUCAGAGAGAGCAGGUUCUGCCUCUGGUUUCAGCAACUUUAAUCCAAAUACUAACCCAUCUGCUUGGCCUGCCCUUGUCCAGGAAGGCAACAGGAAAGGGAACCCAGAGUCAGACAGCAGCUUUUCUGGCGCACAACUCGGCCCAGUGGGUUUGACCUCUCGGGAGCAGCAGUCAAAGAUGGAAAAUGCAGGUUCCAGCUUUGCAGGAUCGGGCAGGGAGUCUGCCACAACCCAUCACACUGACGGACCAAAAAAUGGAAACACUAACUCUACGAACUCAAAUACUUUGAACCCUCCUGAUAACAAGGGAACAGCUUUUGGGGUGGGCUCAAUGGAUUCCUGCCGGGGUUCAGACUCCCCUGCUCAAAGCACUGGAGAAAGAAAGAAUGGGGGGAUUGGCUCUUGGGGAGCGGGAAGGGGUCAGUCUGCCACAGGAGAUGCUAAUUGUGGACAUAGCAACUCUGGGAGCAAUGGACGAGAGAGAGAAGACGCAAGGAAAGCGCCUUCAUCUCAUAGACCCAAUGGGUCAAGGGGGGAAUCUUGGGAAAGCAAAAGUGGGAAUGGUUCUUGGGGUUACAGCCCGCAGGCAGACCUCAGUGAAGUGAAAUGGAGUGAAGGGAACAAAUUGGGGGCUGGAGGGGCGUCUCAGGGAGAAUGGAAGCAGCCAGCCGGGCAUGAGGACUUAAAGGUGGGAGAGUGGGGAGGCUUGAACCAAGGAAACUCUAGCACUGGAGCAUGGGACAAUCAGAAGGGCCACUCUCUAUCGGAUAACCAGGGCAACACGUCAUCAGCAGCCUGCUGGGGCCGAGCCCCCAGCUCUGCAGGAAGUGAAGCUGGGGGGCAAAGCACUGGAAGCAACGCUAAAGCAGGGGGGAGCGGAGGAAGCGGAGACAGCCUGAACUCCAGCAGUCGACGUUCACACAGACCUGCCCUCCCAGACAGUCAGGCUGCUCUUCAGACUUUACUGAAUCGCACUGAUUUGGAUCCCCGGGUGCUGUCCAACUCUGGCUGGGGCCAAACCCAGAUCAAGCAAGAUGCAUCAUGGGAGAGUGAGGAAGUGCCCUCUCGAACUGAAGGCAAAUCAGACCGUGGGACUGAAGGUUGGGAGAACGUGUCCCAAGCCAAAACCUCAGGGGGUUGGGGGGAUGCUCCCAGCCAAAGCAAUCAAAACAAGUCAGGCUGGGGGGAGCCCCCUGUCCCUGCACCUUCAACCCAAGAAUGGAAGGACACCAAAGCAACUGGCUGGAAUGACUAUAAAAACAGCCCAACUGGUUGGGUUGGUGGAGGAGGUGGUGGGGUGGUUGGAGCACGACCAGAGGACAAGGCAGUUCCAGGUUGGAACAAUGAAAGUGGUGGGGCUGCGGAGCCUGGGUGGAGUACUCGCCAGUCUAAUCCAGGAGGUGGCUGGUCAGCAGGAAAGAAUGGUUGGGGGGGAAAUGGUAGUGAGGACAUGGAGCCUCCCAAGGCCCCUGGAGGCUGGGAAGGCUCAGGAAGCAAAUCCUCCUCUGGCUGGGGUGAAGUUGGACAAAAUGAUGUGGGUUCUUGGGGUAAUGGGGCAAACUCAAAUCCAGCUCCACGAACUGGCUGGGAGGAGACUAAGAGGCCCCAGGGAGGAGGAAACUGGGGUGAGGCAGCUAGGCCCCAACUACCCUGGAACAAACAGCAGGAAUCAACGCCAUCUUCAGCAACUCCUAGCACCUGGGGGGGCUCUCAGGCUCCCCCGCCACCUGGAAAUGGGAGGUCACAGCCAACUUCAGGGUGGAAGGGUGGUCCCCAGCCAACUGUUUCCAAGGAGGAAGAGCCAAGUGGCUGGGAGGAACCAUCCUCACAAUCCAUUGGUCAUAAAAUGGACAUUGAUGACGGAACAGCAGCUUGGGGGGAUCCUAACAAUUACAAUUACAAAAAUGUCAGCCUGUGGGACAAGAAUGCUCAAGCAGGCCCUGGGCAGAUGGCUCGGGAGCAAGGAAUAUCUGGGACAUUGGCAAACAAGGCAGCUCCCUCAGUGUGGAGUAAAAACAAAGGACCCCCAACUGACAAUGGGACAUCAGCUUGGGGUGAGCCAACUGAACCUGCUUCAGGGUGGGGAGAAGGUGAGGAGUCGGGUCCACCAACACCAGGAUGGGGAAGUGCACCCCAAGUAAAUCCCAGUGCCAUGAAAUCUGGUACAAAAUCUAUGCAAGAUGGCUGGGGUGAGAGUGAUGGGCCGGUGACAGGAACACGUCACAGCAGCUGGGAUGAAGAAGAAGAGGGUGGAGUCUGGAACAGUGCAGGUUCUCAGGGAAGUGGCUCCUCCCACAACUCUGCAGGUUGGGGACAAGGAGGAAAGAAACCACAGAUCAAGGGUCCCUUAAAAGGAGGGAGCAAUGAUACCUGGAUGAACACCUUGCCCAAACAGUUCUCCAACAUGGGAUUGUUGAGCCAAGUUGAUGAUCCCUCUACCACUAAGAUGGACCAUCCUGGCGGGCUUCCAGAUAAGAAGUUUGAGACAGACAAGCGGGGCGUGAAUCUCGGGGAUUUUAAUGACAUGAUGCGGAAGGAACGGUCUGGCUUCCGUCUGAACAAUUCCAAAGAGAUGGGAGCUGCAGACAGUGGGCCUUAUUUUGAGAAGCUGACUUUGCCUUUCUCCAAUCAAGACGGGUGCCUUGGGGAUGAGGCUCCCUGUUCCCCUUUUUCUCCCUCCCCUAGCUACAAGCUAUCUCCCUCCGGCUCCUCGCUCCCUUCCGUGGGCCUGGGGGCUAUCGGUUCUGGCCUCAACCCCCAAACCUUCGCUGCUAGACAAGGUGGCAAUCACGGACUAUUUGGAAACAGCGGUGCACAAUCGCGAGGCAUGCACAACCCUGUGCCAUCGCUCAACUCCUCUCCCAACCUCCGGGCACAAGUGCCUCCCCAGUUCCUCUCUCCCCAGGUCUCAGCCUCCAUGCUAAAGCAGUUUCCUAACAGUAACAUGAAUCCAGGACUUUUCAAUAUGGGGCCACAGCUUUCCCCUCAGCAGAUUGCAAUGCUGAGCCAGCUUCCUCAAAUUCAGCAGUUCCAGCUGGCAUGUCAGCUCCUCUUGCAACAACAACAACAGCAGCAACAGCAGCAGCAGCAGCAGCAACUCCUUCAGAACCAGAGGAAGAUCUCACAAGCGGUCAGACAGCAGCAGGAACAGCAGCAGAUAGCACGCAUGGUAAGUGCCCUACAACAGCAGCAACAGCAACAGCAGCAGCAGCAACAGAGGCAGCCAGGAAUGAAGCACUCUCCCUCUCACCCUGCUGGACCCAAAGGUCACUUAGAUGCUGUUGGACUCUCAGACAUGCAAGCCAAAGGGCACAUGCCAUAUGGAUCUGGUUUUGGCUCAAGUGGGAUGGAUUAUGGUACAGUAGGUAAGGAGGCGGGAGCAGAGUCUCGAUUUAAACAGUGGACAUCCAUGAUGGAGGGGCUACCGUCCACUGUUUCUCAAGAUACCAGCCUGCAUAAAAAUGGCUCCAUUGCACCCCCAGUAAAAAAUCGUGGAGGUUCCCCCUACCACCAAUAUGACAUGUUGUCUACGGAUGCUUUGGGAGGGCAUGGGGGGCCAACAGCUGAGAGCUGGUUACCUGCCAAAUCACCCCCUUCAAGCAAAAUUGGAAACAAGUCAAUCAAUGCCAGCUGGCCCCCAGAGUUUCAGCCAGGAGUGCCAUGGAAAGGGAUCCAAAAUAUUGAUCCAGAAUCUGAUCCUUAUGUUACCCCUGGCAGUGUGCUUGGGGGUCCAGCCCCAUCUCCCAUUGUAGAUACUGACCACCAGCUACUGCAGGACACCCCCACAGGGUCCAAUUCUUCCCUCAACACCUCGCUGCCUUCACCUGGUGCCUGGCCCUUUAGUGCCUCUGAGAAUAUCCAUAGCACUUCAGCACUCUCUGCAAAGUUUGGGGACUACAAAUCGACCUGGUCACCAGACCCCAUAGGACAUAACCCAUCACAUCACUCAAACAAGAUGUGGAAAAACCAGAUGUCCAGGAACAGCCCUGGGCUGCCUCGCCCACCUCCAGGGCUCACAAACAACCCCAAAGCCACCAACUCUCCCUGGAACAGCACAGCACCUCGCUCCGUCAGGGGCUGGGGCGGACAGGACUCCAGAAUGGCUUCUGCAUCAGCUUGGAGUGAUGGUGGAUCUGUGCGCCCCAGCUACUGGCUGAUCCUUCUUAAUCUCACACCACAGAUCGAUGGUUCCACCCUGCGAACGAUCUGCAUGCAGCAUGGCCCCCUGCUGACAUUCCAUCUCAACCUUACCCAGGGCACAGCUCUAAUCCGAUACAGCACCAAACAGGAGGCAGCCAAGGCCCAGAGUGCCCUCCAUAUGUGUGUUCUGGGUAAUACAACUAUCCUGGCGGAGUUUGCAACGGAUGAGGAGGUGAGCCGGUAUCUUGCACAAGCUCAGCCACCAGCUCCCUCUGCUCCAGGAGCAGGCUGGCAGCCUUUGGAAGUGGGACCGAACCACCCAGCUGAACCAGUAGGGCCAGCCCUAAACCUUUUUGGAGGAACCACAGGGCUAGGGCAAUGGAGCAGCGGCGGUGGUGGUAGUGACCUGUCAGGGGUUUCUCUCUGGGGUACUCCUAGCAGCUACACAUCCAGUCUGUGGGGUGUACCGAGCACAGAGGACGCCCACAGGAUGGGCAGCCCUGCCCCGUUACUACCCGGUGACCUUCUGGGAGGAGGGACCGACUCGAUAUAAACUUUGAACUUUCAACUCUGACCUCGUGACCUUUCAGAGCAGCAGCACUAACUUGACCUUUUCGUGUUUUUUUUGUUUUUUUUUUUUUUUUCAAACUUGCAAUAAAAACUUUUUUUUUUUUUAACAAAAAAUUGGGGGAAAAAAAGAAAACGGAUACAGAUAGAGAUAUCAGGUGGGUGCAAACUAAGACUCCUGAUCGCCAACGUUACAAAAACUUGCGGUCACUUUUAAAAGUGGUUGGUUUAACUUUUUUGUGCUUGCAAAUUAAUUCCUCCCCCAUUGGAUAUCUGAAGAAAGUGGGAGGAGGAAUAAAGAAAAAAAAGUUGGAAACAGUGGGGGGUGGGAAAUGUAGAAAAUGGAGAAAAAAAAGGACAAAAAAAAAAAAAACAUAUCUGUCUCGAAAUACUUGAAUACUGAAAGCCAAUGUUGAAAGACAAUGUGAAUUCAUAAAAUCUACCCUAUAAUACCUUGUGUGCCGGAUAGGUCUAUAAUAUGUCAUAAGGACCUUUCUGACAUCCAUGGAGUUCAAUCCUGUUGUGCCGGGGAGGGUGGGCAGAGUUGAGUGUUUAUCUAGAAUUAUUAUGUGGCAUUUUGUGAAAGCUGGAUGAAAAGGAAGGCAACAAUGCAGAAAAAGGUCAUUCAAACAAUAAACCCUUUCAUGCCAGAGGGGUGCAUUAUGUUGCAAAAGGACGUGUAGAUAUUUCCAGAGCCCGAGUUAGUGACCGAGGCAAAAAAGGGGCAAUGCAGAAAAGCUUAUAGAUAAGAACUGCUUAUAUCAGGAACUUCUGUCCUCUAGGCCGCUUUCUGCUGUUGUCUGUUUGGAGGAUUCUUGGGAGUCAUGGUUAAACAGUAGCAAAAACAUAACAAGGAGGAUUUUCUAUUCUUUAUUACACAGUAUGGGAACUGAGAAUUGUAGCAAGAACCCCCAAAUAGACCUGGGGGCCUAGGAAAAAUGCCCGCCCUUGGCUAAACCGGCCCUGGAUAUUUCCACUGACUGAAAAGGGAGUGAAUUCUUCUGCCUUUUACUAAUAAAGGUUAAUGGAAGUGGAUUAAUCUCCUCCAUACUAUUACCAAACAUUUCAUAGUAAGGCAGAAGGAAAGCUGGAAAUUACCUUUAUUUAUUUGUGUGAUGCAGGGAUGUACAGAUAGGUUUAGCCCAACUUCCUCAGACUAAUCCUGUGGCCAUGCUGCAGUGUCAGUCCUACAUUUUCUUUUAGCUGGCUGAAUUUAUAAUCUCUGUGUUUUUACCAUCCACAGACAAUGCUGCAGAAAACCUAUGUCAGGGUAAAGGAUGUGGUCUGGGCAGCCUUAUCAAAAAAGCGAGGCCCACCUCCUGGGCCCUACUUGCAGCAUUCAGCUGUUCCUUCACAAUUUCUUUCCAUCACAAAAUAAAGGUGACUGUGUGCACUAUAUCAGUGGGAAGAAGAUCCUCAGUUAAACCUUUUUAUUAUCAGCAAGACUAACAUCUUUGCAUUAAGCUCAUCUGGCUAGAAAGGAAAUUCAGUCGAUAUUUUUUAUAAAUGAAAGACAAAAAAGAAACCCAAGCCUUCACUCCAUCUCUUUUGUGGCACUUUAAAGAUGAGAACCUCAUUCUUGCAAAAAGACUUAGUAUUAAAAAUGAACAUGUUGGCAGCAGUCGGCUUAUUUGGAAAAUGCGUCCCCAACUCUGGGGGUGGGGGGAAGGGGUUUUACAGCGUUUGAUACAAAAUUCCCAUUUCAGUGUUUUCAUUGUGGUGUAUCAGCAGAAGGCUAAUUUCCUUGAUUCCUCAUUAACGCAGCUCUUAAUACUAAUGAAGGGACAAUUCUCUUGCCGUGUAGCCACUGAGUUCAGGAUUUUUCAACGUUAAAGGCACAUUUAUGGAUUUUGAAAUAGAUCAUAUCCAUGAAACUGCUUAUAAACCAAAAGCAAACUACUCUGCAGAAAAGAAAAAAAAAAGGCCUGAUAAUGGGGACAAAGGAGUCUUAAAGCCCUUUAUUUUUAUAUGUAAAAGUUUUUGCACCAGGACUGUUGGAUUUAAUUGUAGACACUUUACCAUUGGCUGCUUACACCCCAGAGUUGGUGGAUCCAUUAGCACUUCUGAGUGGAGAGAAUUGUUUUUGUGAGGUCAGUUCGAGUGAAGUUGUUAGAAUUACUGAUGCCACUUUAAAAAGGAAAAAAAUUUAAAAAAAAAGCAAAGAAUAAGCUGAAGCAUUUAUUAUUGGCAUAGGCCAAAGGCUAAUAGUAUACCCGCUUCCAUUCUGUAUCUCUGGAAUGAUUGGGGCAGUUCAGCAGAGAUAUCACUGGUACUGAUAGGGCAGAGCAACAUAACGGCUGAAAAAUAAGAACGCACAUGUCAAGGGUUGUGAGUUUUUAAAACAUCAAUGUAUGGGUGUUAAUGUUAAAAUUCAUGCUUAUGGUGGCCAUACAGGGUAAGAUUUGCUUGUUUGGUGAGGUUGACAAAUCUUUCCCUCAAUAUGCCCACCUUGGGUGGGUGAUAUAGUGCUAAUGUGAUUGGGCCAAACAAUUGCAUUACAAUGAAGGGGCAUAUAAGAAGUUACAAUAAGUCAAUGCAGUCCUUGUUGUGACAGAAAAAUCAAGCCUGCCUGAUGGACAUCUGGAUGAUUUUUGGCCAGAUAUUGGACAGGGAGGCUUGUUGGAGGGCCCCAUACAUGGGCAGAUAAGCUGCUGAAUCAGUCUGAAGGACUCAAAUCAGCAGCUUAAAUUUGACCAUGUUUGGCCACCUUCCAUACACUGUGUGCAUGUAAAUCUAUAGUAGACAUUUGCAUUGUGAUUAGCAGAGCUGUUUAACAACCAACUCAUUUGUUUGCAGCUAAAUGUGUGUUUUAUUCUGCUCACUGUGGUUAAUCACAUGGCUGUAAUGUGAACUACCACCCUGAGAAUAAUGGCACCUAUUUCUAGCUGCUGCAAAGCAUGAUCAAGCCCUUCAGCUGGAAAGAAACUGACAUUUGCUAAGGAGGAGUAAUAAAGUGGAAUAUCUCUUGCAAGAAGUGUUGACCACCUUUAUUCAGUAUUGUAGCUGCUCCUAUGUACGUUUUAGAUGCAGAUUAAUCCGAUGCAGAGGUCCUUACUUGUUGCAAUUCCUUCCUUUGGUCCCUCCCCUCCCCCAAUAUUGCUGCCUUUACUGUGUUGCUGCCUGUAAUGCAUAACUCAUUUAGCAAGUCAAGAAUGAUAGGAUACAAUCCCUAAUCUUUAUUUCCUGAUGUCCUCACUAGAUAAUACCUGGAGCAGAUACCUAUAAGCAGUGGGUUUGUUAGCGCUACCUCCACCCAGUAGGCAAUCCUGCUUAUUUUACUUUAAUCUUCUCCCUAAACUUAGUUACUGAUGCAUAAAUGCCUUUUCCUCUCUCCAGUGCCUACUGAAUGCUUGAUAAAGCCAGCUAAUUGUCCUUUGAUAUUGGGUUUACUGAGUUAACAAUCAUUCAGAUCAGUUAGGUUUUAGUAAAAAAAAAAAAAAAAUAUUUAAAAAAAAACAAAAAAAAACACAACUUUAGGGUACACUCCAGGUUUAUCAUUGACAGUGAAAUGAAGAGCAGUUUUUAAAACGGCAUCAAAGAAGUGAAAAGGGUGCUGGGUGACUGAAAUCCAUGCGUCUAACUAAAAAUUCCUCUACCUUAGUCUGUUUACCAAAACCAAUGCUUAAUGGCUUAAGAACAUGGAUUUUAAACAUCUGGCCAUUUGUAAAUGAAUGGAAUGGCUUGUGGUGAUCACAUGUCACCCCCCCCUUCCCUUCAUGGCCACUCUUUCAUACUGUUGAUUCGUGUAAUGUGGCAUUUACCACCUUCGGCAUUGAAGGGGAAAUAGACAGAGGCCUGCUAUCUACUCAACUAAACAGUCUUCAUCCAUGAGACAAAUUGUGUUUCUGUUAGGCACCUUAUAGCCAAAUAUAUAGAAGGUACUUGAUAAUAACAUGAUGGCGGGAUACUGCUUAGUUAGUAUUGGCCUAUAACUAUGCAUUAUUGUGGGCUGCUUAGAAAUCUGCAAUGGUCGCUAUUGAGCAGCUGCUCAGCAUACGGUGGCCAUUUUAAUAACUAAACUGUGAGACGGUGUGUGUGUUUGUGCGCGUGUGUACGUGUAACAUGGGCUAACGUUGUAUUCUGAAAUUUCUGGAUUCUUAUCUUGUUACCUGCAUUGCGGUUUUUUUUCUUCAAUAUUAAACUGCCUUUAUCAUGGGUGAACUUUGAAAUGACCUCUUCCAUUUUCCUGAAUGUCUUGUUUAUGCUCUUCAAUAUGUAACUAUUUGUUGAUAUCCCUUCCCAAAUCCAUAACUUAUUUUGAAGGACUAUGGACUGGAUAAGGGGUUUUUUUUCAGAUGCAGCUUCCUAUGGUAAAUAGAUUUGGUCGCCAUCAUGAUAUAUUUGAUUGGUAGCAGAAUAGUGUUGCUUAAGGGAUGCAGAAUUAGGCAUGUGAUUGGGACUUGUGUGCUUUACUGUACAGUCAUUGGCAGCUUUGUUACACUGGCCAUGAGUGAACCCUGACUCGAGGUACUGUCUUAAAUGGGAUUCUACAUGCCAUUAUGUCAUUAAAGAUCAAUGAAAUGUUCCAUAAAGUUGGUGGGUUCUUGUGUAUACUCUCACUGGGUAAUCACAGGCUGAUACUGACUGGCUUUUUAUCCAUGUUUAUAGCCAAAAUGACAGAUACCUGACUAAUAUAUCGUCUGGGCUCUAUCCAGUAUCAAGGAAGGUUGUAAACUCCUAUUUUGUGAGGACUGUUUUGGGCUAUUGGAGCUAAAUGUUAGCCUUGGAGUCGGUGAUUGACCCUGUUUAACUACAUCAUCACCAAACCAGUCUAUCUUUCUAUUUAUGGCCAGCUUUGUAUUAUUAUGCACAGGAAAGUAUGUGUUACACUCCAGCAUAUCAGCAAAUGUAAUUCCAAAGGGCACGUAGUGUUGCUUUUUGGUGAUCUAUCAACAUGUGGCCAAACAUAAAAGCUCUUGCGUUAAGAACUUUCCAAUAAAGUAGCUAAAAUGCUCUCCUAUACAAAGAACUGCUUACUUUAGCUUGAAAACCUGAAUCAGCCCUCACUCCAGUCCCCCUACUCCAAGUGAAACACUGAAUCCUCUGACUUUAAAAUUCACUUUUAUGAAGAAAUGUAGUUAACCAAAAAUAAACCAUUCUAAAUGCCCUGAUGUACAGUGGAGGGUUAUAAAAAAUAAAAGGGGGGGGGGGGGUCAUAUGCAUAUGCACAAAUUACAAUUUCCAGGAACUAACUGGGAGUUAGAAUGUGAAAUUAUCUGGAGGGCCCUCGAUUGCCAAUCUGUCCCUUACCAUGGUAAUCAUCCAAGAAAUUCUGGUUAUUUUCUCUACAGUAUCUUGUUUCCUGGCAAUUGUAUGAAUAGCAAACAGAUCAACAUCAUCCAGUCCAGUCUAAUAGAAACACUAUAGGAAAUAUUUCUUGUGUAACUGGUUUCAGGGCCUAAGACAUGUUUUACUGUUGAUCCAUUGACGGCCUGGAGGUUUCCUUCAGUGCAGAGUUGGAACUAAACUAGGUUGCCAAGCCCACCUUUAAUAACAGGGUAGGUUCAAGUGACACUAACUCUUCCAAACGAUUGGUAGGGCUGGUGUGCCCAAAAAACAUAAUGUGUGCUGCCAUUAUUUUAGAAGAGAAAAUGACACACAAAAAAAGGAAUGGGCAUUAGCAGUAAGCUGCAACCGAGUAGGUUAGUCAGUGGAAUAAUGCAGGUUCUGAUAGGAAAAGGACAUCAUUUUAGAUUCUAUUCAAGAGCAGUUUGGACGCUAAUAGCAGUUCACAUAGAACCCGGUCUUUUAUUAUAGCCUCAUAUUCUGUUGUCCCAACUCUGGAACUUGCCCACUUGUAGAUAUAUAAUGUGUGCACCUACUGCUGCUUUUACAUUCUGCACCUUUAAGAAAUUGCAUUCUUCUUGUUUUAAAUGUUUUUUUCCUUUAAACAGGUCUUGGCUUGUGCCAUUUUACUUGCAGGCAUAAGUAUGAGUAGAGUAAGGUACACAAGACCCAAAUGUAGGCGAAAUCUGUAGUGGCUGCUCAGCAAUGGCUUUUCUAAUUGGAGACUGUAGAAAGCGGAAUUGACCAUUUCAUUAACAAUUCAGGGGGGUCAUAAAGGUACAGUGCAGAUUUGGUAGGGGGAUAUCUGUUGUAUCAGUGUUUAUAUUGUUUCUGCAGUCUGUCUCAGAUGCAGUCAGUUACAGCAAAAACCCUUUUUACGACAAUGGAAUUUAGAGUGCAGUUCAUGUCAGUGGGCACUUUGCUCUCUGUAUGAGUUUAGCACAUAUUCUCUUAAUACAUGGCAUAAAUCUGUACAUAUAUGUAAGCUCGUCAGGGUUAAAUUCAGUGAUGACAGCAUUUGAUUGGCACAAUCAUAUACCUGUCAUCAUUUUUUCAAAUUGAAUUCAUUACCAUAUUCAGAGUGAAACUUCCAUUAAAAAAAAACCCAGAUCUAAUUUGUCUGAAAUAAAGUAAGGGCAAAAAGGUUCAGUGCAGGAAGGCUGGGGUUUCCGCGGGCAGGAAGUUUACAUUCAUUUGGGCCGUCCAAUCUGCAGACCCCUCCAGCAGCUAGAAAGUAUCUAACAAUUGUUACACACAAUGUCCUUUGUACUUUGUAUCUGAUUUCCCUCUCCAGGGACCCUUUGGCCCUGCCCUGUAGUAGUGGAAAACUUUCAGCAAUGGGGGCAAUGGCACAGUAGGCAUUUUAAAGAGCAAAUCAAGAAGAUGAUGGUGCUUUGUCUGACACUGAUAACAGUGGGAAGCGUUGCCAGUAACCGUGCAUCUGUGAAUUUUACCAAAAUAUGUGCCCUGUGCUGGCACUCAGAAUGCCUUUUAUGUACCAUUGCGCUAAGCAUUCCCCAACCUAGAAUUGUGUAAGUAAGAUGCACGCACUACUACUAACAACUUACCCAUAUGGGAAGGAAAGAUCUCCAUUACAUGCUGCUUGCUGGAAAGCCAACCUAUCCCUUGUCUCUUGCACCAAUGUAUUCUGAUGUGGAAUUCCAGUUUAAUUCAUAAACCCUUUGUGUUGCAGCUCCCUGUACCCUGAGCAACAAAGGGGCUUAAAGCAGUUGUUGUAUUUCUGUCAGAAGCACUUAAAUCUGCAGCCCAGAUCUUGCAUACUGUCAUAAAUCAGUAUUAUCCAUGAUAGGUUUUCUUGAGCUUUUCAGCCUAUUGUUGUGCCUAUAACAGUGUGACCAUCAGAUAAGGGUAAAUGCUUCCCUUGGCUCCUGCACUGCUAUGGGGCAUAUUUGCUAAUGGUUUGUUAGUUCCAAACUGUUGUGGAUGGGGCUGAGGGUGCUGUUAUGCUGGAGGUUGUCCACACAUUACCUGACUACUCCUGAUUAAUUUCUGGCAUAUGGAUUUUCUCAACAUUUUUGUCAUUUGGUCAGGGGUCAGUAUCUGCUUCUGGCCUUCUGCAAAGGUUUGUGAAGUGAAUGGGAAUGAAUGGAAUUGAAUAACAUGCUUUUUCUACCAAUUUCUGUGCGACAGGGACUAUAUAUAUAUAUAUAUAUAUAUAUAUAUAUAUAUAUAUAUAUAUAUAUAAACACAGGUGACUCAUAAUAUAUCCAUGGACCUGUGUCAGUUUACAAUAUAGGGUGCAACGAGCGUGUUAGCAGACAUUUUUGUGUGUUUCAGGUAGGGACAUCCUACCGCGAUCUCUUUGGUAUAUUUUUGUUGUAUGCAGUUUCAAAAUUUCAGUAAAAGAUGAUAGCAUUUCUGUUUAGUCCUAUGUCAGGCAUCUGUUUUUUGUUUGUUUGUCAUCUGCACUCCAUCCCUCUGGUGUUAUUGCCAAGCCUUAAAUUGGAUUAUGUUUUUUUUUUUUUUUUUUGGAAAGGUAACAAAUAUACAUUAAAAAGUCAAUUGACUUCUUUAAAAGACUAAGGUAUCUUCUGUAUUGUGUUUUGCUUAUGAAACUGUUUUCCAUGCAGUAAAUUAUUUACUUGACACUUAAAAACAACUUCAUGUGUUGAUUCUGUUUUGUCUGUGAGGGAAAGCUUCUUAUCUGUCUUUCACUUCUAGCAAUGAAGGGGGGAGAAGGGCUCAGGGCUGGCUUUGUGGUAAAUGGUCUGAUCAUGUGUCGGGGAGUGUGUCUGCUUGUGAGCAGAGACCAUUUUUCUGACCAGCAUGACCAAUAUAUGACCAUAGCGAACAAUAUCUAGCUGUGUACGGGCACCAGUAAUAUUUAAUUGAAAGCCAUAAGAGAUGUUAACACCAAGCUAGGGAGACCAAUAUCCCCUUGACGUCUGGUCAGAGUAAUAACUUGUGUAUCCAUGGGCAUUUGACCUGUACUACAUUUUUAUGGGUUCUACUGCAAGUUUUAAUUUGACGAAUGCCCCUGUCACAGGAGUAUAGGCUCCAAUCCUUGGAACAGUGGAACAUGCAAAACCCGCCACAAGUCCAACCAGAAUGAAACAUCCUAUGGGUACAUAGCUUUAACAAGCAGCAAAGCGUUGAACUAUCCCUUAGCCAACAAAUUAUUUGCAACUUAGUUUACUUGCAUUGGAGGAAAAGAGAUGCUCAAAAAUAGUAAAUUAGAUUCACUGGAAAAAUACAUUUUUGGGGGGUUUGAUGUUAUUUGGAUAUAAUCACCACACAUAUCCAAAAGGUGAUGUGAGCUGCAUUUUCAGAUACUUACAGUAACCAGCAACCUGUGCCAACCAUGGCUCCAUCACUCACAGGGCCACAUAAAUCAGUGGCUUCUGGGAUUCACAUUACAAGCAAUGGUGGAUGAUUGUGUAGCACUUUGCAACAGUUACACAACUACCAGUGUUGCACAGGGGAGCCAUGUUCGGAGGGGUGUCUUAGCUGGCUCUUUGUGCUGUUAGCUCUGUCACGGUAUUUGUGUGCAUGAAUUCCUUGUUUACAGUGCAGUUACUCCUACUAUCCUUGUCUAAUUCAGUCUAUGGUGCUUGCCCUGUUGCUGUCGGGUAGAUUGGCAAUUUCAAAGAUAGCCAUCAUCAACCAGAGCCACUGUUUACAUUUGCCAUUAACUAAAGGGAAUGAAAUGCCCAGGGCUGCUGCUUUUUCCUUCUCUUGUUGCUCUAGGAAACCUGCCUGUGCCAUGACAGCAAGCAAAGGGAAAGUAAACCCCACCUCAUUACUGCAUACGAGCCUCUGACUAAAUGCAUUGUUUUAUUGUCUUCUACUGUGUGCUAGAGGGACCAUGUCCAGCUGCCCUCUCUGUAAAAUGGCUUUCUGCCCUUGUAUGUAAUGAAGACAUAUAUGCAACAUUGCCUUCAUGUGCUAUCUGUAACUGCUAAGGGAGGACAUGUGAACUCAGCUAAAAUGCCAGUAUUGUAACAUUAAAUGGGCAGUGUAGCCUUUAUGCCUCAUUAGCACAAAUUUCAUUAAGUUUUAUGUUUUAAAGAAUGAAGUCCUUCCAUAAUAAUGAUGCUCUUUUUUUCCCCUGAAUUUUGUGUGACUAGGCAUGGAUUUGUAUUUCUUAAGAAAAACCUAUUAAAAUAUAUUUUGUGUGAGUAAGAUACAAGGUCUGGCAUAUUUGGUCUUUUAUAAAAGUUUGCGGAUAUUGAUGUAGAUGUAUAAGGUAGCCCUUUAAAGAGGGCCUACCCCGAGCAGUAGAGCCCUGUAUUAAAGUUAUUGUCAUGUGAAGGCAGGAUGACCCUGUUCAGCAUUGUAGGCUACAUCAUAUCAUUCAUGUUAUGACCUUAAGUCAGACCACCAUGAUUCUUUACUCCCUGUGCAGUUAUGUGGCGUUUACUCUGUGGCCAAACAUGUCUGCUGCCCCGCCUGUCCAACAUCUCAUUCCCAAAGUAUUCAUAUGAAGCUGGUCCUUGCUUUGCUGCUUUAACAGCCUCACCUGAGAGGGCUUUCCUCUAGAUGCUGAAUAUUGUUGCUGAUUCCAUUCAGUCACAAGAACAUUAGUAAGUUUGGGCACUGAUGUUGGGGAUCAGGGAUGGCGUUGCAGGUCAUCCCACUGGUAUUCUAUUGGGUUGAGUUCAGAGAUCUGUAAAGGCCAGUCUGAAUCUUCCACUCUCACCAAACCAAUUCUCUACAGACCUCUGUGUGUGUGUGUGUGGGAUGGGGCAUUAUCCAAACGUUUGCCAUGAAGUAGGAAGCAUGGAAGAAUGUCAUUGUACACCGUAGCAGCACCUGUGUCGGCAAUGGGUGCAACUUAAAUCUUCAUUUAUUUAAAUCAUUUUUUAUUACAUGAAGCUGUAGGGUUAGAGGGUCCUGCUAAACUAGCCAGUCCCACUAAAAAGAAGGGACAUUCAGAGUUUUCUGUGUAUAUAGGAUACACACAAGCUUAAAGUGAAGUAUAAAGCUUAAUUUUGUGUUUAUAUAUCAAGCAUUGUUGUUGGUUAUGGCAUGAACAGAUGGCAGGGAUUUCCUAUAGGGACCAUUCUGCUCAGUAGAAGAGCCCAUGGCUGAGCAGCACAGUGUGUGAUAACUGGAGGGUCAUGGAAAAACUGAACCUUUAUUCUUUCUUCAUCCUUUUAUUCUUCCUCCUAAUCCAUAUAUAUAUAAUGCUUAAAAUAUCUUCCUCAGAGCUGCUAUUCUGGCUUUUGCAAUGUGGUGGGUUCCAAACUGCCUUAGCCUGGUAACUGUGAUAUCCCAUGAAGCUUAUUUGCGUUGGUCACAGCAUAAAAAACCCUUGGACAUUUUGUUUUCAUUAAACCAAACUAUGCAUUAUGUGUAGUUUUUAUUACAUAAAUUGGAACUUCGUGGAGCAUUUGGCAACAGUAUUUUAAAACUGUUGUGAAUUGUAUUUUUUUUUUUUUUUUUUUUUUUUUUUUUAAAUAUUGGUGUGCCCUGAUUUCCCACCUAUAUGCGAUUGGCCUAGGUUCAGAUCAUAAGAACAUAUACAGACCCACCUUUAGUGCGAAAAUAUACCUUCCUUUCUGACAUAAGCUCUUUCAUGUGGGCUAAUGUAGAAAAGGUGCAAAAACACCAUCUGAGCUUCUAGAUAUGUUGUUUUACAGAGACAUACCUGACUCCACUCCAUAUUGAAAGAAAAACCAUGUCACUCAGAUGAACCAUUUCUAAACUAUCCUUAGGCUCGCAGUAUAAUGCGAGCCCUCCCUCAAUUUGUUCCAUUGCGAAGUGAUGGAUUCUGGGACUUGAAGUCCUGCUUUACACCACCCAUGUUGGAAAAUGGGUUUAUCAGACAAUCAUGGUUUCCUUUUAAUCUGUGGAAUCCGGUAUAUCGGUGUAACAGCAAAUACAUUUAUAUUAGUGGCAGUUUAGCUAUUCCGAAUACACCUUAUUACAUAAGCCCAACUCUAUGAGCUCAGGUCAGAAAGGGGCUAUAUGUUUCCUUGAAACCAGCCGGGUAGAUAUAAGGCCAAUCCAUGGGCAGAUAUUGGUUGGGUUGAUCAUAUGUUUGGCACCAUUUACAGUCCAACAGGCUGCUAACUUAGUCUUGGACAGUGUAUGGUCAGCUUUAUAGUGUGGCAUUCUACCAACUGUCAGGUCCAUAGGUCAGUGAGUGUUGGACAGACAUUUUAGACCCAUGUCCCUGAUGCUUUCCCAAUAGAUGGUUUCUGUGCACAGGAAACGUUUCUGUAGAUUUGCUUUGGCAUAUUUCUGGGCCAGCUGGGAAUAUUUAUGCAGUAACCAAUAGAAAAGUAGAGCCUCUGAUUUGUGAGAUCUACAGAGAAUGCAUUAGAGAAGGCAACCAUCUUGGCAGCUUAAUUCCAACACAGAAGUGCAAACAUUCUAAAACGCUCUGUACGUAUUAUACGAUAUACCCUGUUAUUUCAAUGAGAUGUAUUUCAAAGUAAUGAAUUGGGAUAACAUUCCCAAAACGGCCAGUCAGGUGAGUUUGAUGACUAACUAGUCCCCAUGUUUUUAAAUCAGCAGUUAUUGCUGCAGAACUCAAAUCCUUUGUGAAUUGUCUUUUAUUUAGAAACAAGCAGUAAAUAUGCUGAAAUAACUUUAUAAUGAAGUGACAGGUCAGUGUUCCCCUUUGUUUUAUGCUUUAAAUGAAGUCAAAAGAAAGGGCAAAUCAUGUAUUGGGCAUUGGAUCAAACUCAGGUAGUGCCCUCAGAUCUUCUGCCCUUGUUACUACAAGCAGCACCACUACGAUUUUCCUUCAGAUUUCCUUUUCCUGCCUGUGUUUUAAAGCUUAGAAUGCCCUUCGGACAUAGAUGGAUACAGUGGGACCGUUUGGAGCAACUUGACCUUGCAUUGCCUAAACGCCGGAAAGCUCUAUGGUGUGCGCAUAUAAUGUGCAGCAUAUUCUGGGUGGCACAGGCCUGUUCCUAGACAAUGUUCAGAUUGUUUCUUUCAGCCCAGAACUAACUUUGUACUUAGGACACACCGUUCCAGUUCCUUUUGCUGUAGUUGUGUGAAUGCUUACAAUAGUACUUGGCAGAUUUUGAGCAUUUUGUGGUUUUUGUUUUCAAAGUGAAUUAACCUUUCUGGAUCCAUCCAUGUGCAAGCUUUGUAGCUUUUCCGUCUUUUAGGGUUCAUUUAUUUAUUGGCCUUUGCAGAUCAAAGUCACAUUAAUAUACAGAUUUUCAAAAGAGAUAUUCUUUGGUUUAAAACAAGAAUCCAAGAAGAAGAAAAGCUUAGUUACCUUAAAUCAUUUAUGCUAUUAAAUCACCUCCCCGUAUCCUCCACCAGUUGUUUGCUGCCCAAGUCUAAAUCUACUCCCUCCAAGCCAAUCCGUGCACUGCGUUUCAUGCUGACAGCAAAAUGGUUCAAAUGUAAAACUGUGCCUGACUUCUAGAAACUUCGGAGAAUAUGCUUUGAGAGAGAUUUUUUUCUAUACAAAAUUCAGUUUCAAAACCAUUUACAAUUUGUUUUAUUUGGAAAAUUCAAAAUGGUUUAAAAUGGACUACUGUGAAUGAUUGAUAUAAAAACUUCAUACUCUUAAAUAUAAUCAUCUUUUCAACUACAAUCUUUGUUCUAGGUUUGGAUCUAAAAAGUACUCGUCCCUAGAGAUGUCCGAUUGUUUCUGUUAUGUUUUAUUAAGACUAGGCAUAAUUGUGCGAUUUGGCGCCAUUAAGUUGCAUCUGGCUGUGGGCGGGUCGGAACUACAACCCCCGAUUUUAUGUUUUUCAACACAUUUACAAGGAAUGUAAAAAUGCACUAUGAUAUUAUUGUUAGACAGAAAGCAAAUUUUUGAAUACAAUUUCAAGUUGACAAGGAAGGGUGGAAAAUUCAGGGCCCUCCGCAUUUUUUUGAAGUAUACAAUGUCUUAAUAUGUGUGCUUGUGUUACUUGGAUUCUGUGUUUCCUCAACUAACCAAAACAAGCAAAAAGAUUUAUAUAGAAAAAUAUAUAUACAUAUAUUGUUACUGUAUGGCGCUUACGUUUUAAUGUUAAUUUAUCAGGCCUGGAUUAAGUGUGUCUUUAUUUCCUGCUGCUUUCUCUACAUGAUUGGUCAGUGCUCCCGUUUUAAGGAAAGAUCUUUUUUUUUUUUUUUUUAUGUUAAUCUCUUCAAUUGAAAAAGUACCUAUAUAUAAUGCAAAGGUGGCUUCCAAAAGGGGGGAGUGCCAGAGAGGCCAUUGGGUGGGGACCUCUUAAGCACAGUGCGUUUCAAUGAAGAUUGUUCUUGUUCAUUAACCUCUCUGCGACCAGAAAUGCCUACAGCGUUUGGGGCGGUUCAGUUUACUUCAGUGACCAUAAUGGGGACAGGGUUUGGACUGACUGGCCAUUGUUUACAAUCCAUUGAUGCGCUUUAGGUCUCCGACACCCAAAUCUACUUCCUACAAAGUUUAUUGUGUAGUUGAUGUGACCAUCAGUCGCCUGCAACUGCUGCCAAAGGAAUGAAAUUCUAAUGCAAAGAUUGACUUACACUGAAUUCCAAAACCUGCAUUUUCAAGCGGACUCUGGACCAAAACCUUAAAUUAAAAUCUGGAACACUCAGAGUAAAGCAAGAGACAAUGAACAUUGCUUUCCAUGAAUCUUAUCAACAUCUCCAAGUCUUAAGCAGAGUCUGGCAUAGUUCUGUAGUAACUGAAAUGCAAGAGGGGUAUCACUGUUUUUCAGCCUGUUAUAUUUGUGUCAAUAUUCUAUAUUUGUUCAACACAAGUAAAAAUGUCAUUUUGUUGGGAGGCUACCUUCAUCUAUUUGUAAUAUUGUUCUGGGGAGGAUAUUUGUAUCUCGGGGUGCCAUGUUUGUUCCUGGAAGUGGGACCGUAGAAAUGAAAGUGAGGUGCCUGUAAGUAAGGGGCAUCUUGAAAAUGUCAGGGUAUGGAUUUGCGCUUUCAUUUCUAGGCAUAAAUCCUUACAGCCUCCUUCAUUAGGAGAAGACUACAAACUGAGGGACAUGUCCUUAUCAUUAUGUUGCUAGCAGGCCAGAUUGUUAAGAAUAUUGGGAUUUUAGCAUUAGAAGGUACAGGACAACUGCAUCUCUUGUGCUCAAAUAUGGAUGUUCUUGAAAUCUGGCCAGUUUGCAUCUUUACAGGAGGGACUGAUACAUGUAUAUAAUGUGAAGUCCAUUGUCAGUAUGUCAUCCCUAUAAUGUGCCCUAUACCCAAGAUGUCAGUAGAUUAAAAUGACUUGCAAGAUCAGCGAGGAACCCCUCUUUCCAUCCCCGAUCAUACCACACUUUGAGGUGCCAAAACGUUUGGCCACUGUUAAGACCUUCACUGCCAGACACACUAAUGCAUGUCUCAUUUAUGAGCUCUGAAUGAGGUUAUAAUGGUGUGUAAGCAAGAGGAACAUUGCUUUAAACCUAUUCUGACCCUUUGUUAACGUCAUCUUUUCUAAAUGAUACUUGAAUUAGCUCUGCUUCUGUGCAUCUUGUGGAUCCUGUUGGCAUUAAAUCCCAUUCAGACAGGGCCUCCCAGAGCAAUUCUUUGCAAGCACACUUCUUUCAUUAACUUCCAGACUGGGAAAGUAGAAGCCAUGUAAUGUACUAUCACUGGUUCUGGGCUAGGAAACUAUUUUCCCUGAUGCUUCUUAACACCUAAUCACAUCAUCUUAGAACUUGUCUAAGUCCAACUGGACAAUGAUCCUCAGUCAAGCACAUAUGGUAGAGCGUUGCUAUCCUUUAUUUGCUUCCCAGAAGGGGCAAACAGAAUUAGGUUUAUCGUGGAAAUAUUGCCAGAAACCCAGUUGUGGGCAAUAUUACUGAUUACAUUCCUUGUUGCCUUAUCAAUGUGGCUAUUGCAAAAUCUGGACAGAUGAACACUGUACAAAAAUCAGGUUUUUCCGACGUUACACCCAAAACCACCACUUGAUUAGACGCUUAAAUGUUGGUUGUAUUGUAGCUGUACCCUGCCAUUUUAUUACACACUGUCUCUCUCUCGAUCUACACGCCAACAAGCACAUUUCAAUUAUCCAUCCACCACAGUACUUUCUCCCACCCCCUUUUAUUUCCUAUCACCGUGUUGGAAAUCUACGUAGUAUUGUGGUACUUACAAGAAGGAGAAUGCUAUUUUGCUGAUUCACUCAUAAUAAGAUGUUUAAACUCUAUAAGUUGUGUAUAAGCUGAGACCAUAGUUUUUGUUUUACAAUGAUUUGUGUUUUCUAGCAGCUGGUACUGUAUCUUUACAUGACUCAGAGGCAAAGAUCCAGUCUAACGGGAAGGUCAGUUCAGGAUGAGGGCCAGGACUUUGCUGGGUUCAAACAAUGUCUCCUUAGCUUCUCAAGAAUAUGCCAGAUUAUCUAGGAAUCCAUUUUCUACCAGAAAGGCCUGAAAUUGCUGGAUCCUCAGGUAGAGAGAGGAUUUACCUUGUUGAGUCUUCUGAAACUGAGUUUAUUUUAUUAUUUUGUGUUGUUGUUAUUGUUCAGGGGCAGGGGAAGAGGGUGGGAGCUUUUAACAAGCUUUUUUUUUCUUGUUUUAGAAAACAUUUGAUUGUAUUAUGUGCAACUCUGUUGCUUCACAUUAUAUAACUACAACAAAAUAUUUUUGGAGGGGAGGUUCUUGGAAUACAAAGUCUAUUAAAAUGUGUUUGGCUGCUAAAGCAUUA